Suillus clintonianus is the source of this 2120-nucleotide messenger RNA. RefSeq lists its product as uncharacterized. The coding region runs from base 94 to 1932 and encodes 612 amino acids. NCBI's taxonomy places the organism in Eukaryota, Fungi, Basidiomycota, Agaricomycetes, Boletales, Suillaceae. The record is from RefSeq and is a predicted model, not a curated record. The transcript is spliced from 9 exons.
AUUUACGCGCAGUAUGAUGUGCCACUCGCUCCUUAUAGUCACGGAUCAUUAACUGGAACCCGAACUUCCCGACCCACCUGCGCAUAGUUUUCGAUGGCUGCACAGAAGCGCAAGUUGAUAUUGACAAUUUUCAUCUCGACUUGUAUAUUCGCUCUUUGUUGGGCAUUCAUGAUUAUAGUUUGGCAUCAAGAAUAUGUGAUUCUACGCGACUCCGACGUCAUCCUCAUCACAAGAUAUCCUACUGUACUCACUCUUAUAUCCACUGUGAUAUCCACAAUUCUGUCGGUAAUCACCACGGCUCUUUUCUCAUUCGCUGUCAAAAACGCGAUCAGCCAUUAUAUUACUCGGCCAACAUCACUGGUCGAGCUUCAUACCGCGAUAGCCCUCACCAAACCCCAACCUCUUCUUCGAUGGGACCACCACAGGCUCUCAUUUUUCACGAUGAUCAUCGUUGGGUUGAUCAUGCUCCUUAAUUCGAGCUGGACGACAUUACUAUUGCCGACACUCCUUGUGUGGCCUGUAUCAAUCGAAGGCAAAGAUCUGGACCUCGGAAGCAGUGCGUUCGAUGCAAAACUAGGUCUUGACAACAUCUUGCUAGGAUUACGCGCGAAUGCUUACAAUACCCUCAAUAUUAUGGCGCCAAUGAGUGGUACUUCAGCCACAAGUCUAGCUGUUGUAGGUGGAGGUGACAGUGUCUUCGCCUUCAACGGUGUCUCAUACAGCAAAUCCAGUAGUGGCAUCGUUCCAGCGGUCGAGGAUUUUUCAGGCACGUCAUUGGCCCCUGGUGGUAUUGGUCUUGGGUAUUAUGGUGGAAAAGUUGUGGUCAAUACAUCGGUCGUUAAUGAAAAACACCGGGGCCGUUCUGGGCUCGCUAGAAAUUAUACCGUGACACAACAGGGUCUUUCGGCGAAUAUUACCUGCGAUUACCUUGACCCAAGCGAGUUCUUGCUGAGGUUUCGUAAUAUUACUUCGCCGGCCUUUGGAUCAGCAAUCACAGCUUGGGCAUGGAUAGCUUAUUGUCCUUCUGGCACGGGCGCUGGUUAUUGGACAACGGAGGCCUUCUCGAAGUUUUACAACACUGUUGGCCUUCUCGGUAUUGUUGUCUGCCCCCCUCCAGGAUUUGUGGAUGCCACCUCCUUUGACAUUGUCCUGCAGGGUAUGGGGCAAUAUGAUUUCUUGAAUGCAAGAGCCUGCAAGGUAACGCCAUAUGUGGCUUCGUUCGACGUGACGUACAAUCAGGGAAUGAUCUCCGUCGAUGAACCUCGUAACAUCCAGCCACUCCAGAACAACAGUAUGAAUGUCACCGCCUUCAUAUCGAACGUAGUGCAGCAGCUGUCUAUCUCCAGUCAGACGACGUACAAUAACCCUUUGGGGAUGUUGCUACAGCUUAGCAUACUGGACCGCGCGAGUUCAGUGAACAAAAUUUUGGAGAACUACUUCCGUGGCGUCGUAGAGUUUUCUGCUACAUACCUUCGUUCCGCCUACCUUGCAGAAGGCGCGGCCACCAAGAUGCCGAACUUGUACUUGGACGAAAGCGCUUUCAAAUCCCUGAAUGGAACCAAGUAUAUAACGACCUACGGCUGGUACAGCGGACACCUUACAUACAUCUAUAUUAUCGGCGUCUUUACGGUCAUCUGGGCGGUCACUGUUUCAGCUGCGAUGUACGGUCUGAUUCAGGAAGGUUCUCACCCACGCACCGGUCCCAUUUUUGAUGCGUCGAACCCAGUCCAUCUCAUGAUGGCUUCUUCGGCUGGGGGACUAGAAACGCUGGCAGGGUUCGAAAAUGAAGGAGUAAUGAUAAAUGAACGUACACGAGUGCGUUUCCUAGAUGGUCGGGGUGUAACACCUGGUGAGGCAGUGGGAGAGACGGCGUCCACUCUGCCUACCAGAUCGACAAUGCGGUUCGAGAUUGUACCGAAGACUUCUAGGUAAGCUGCCUACGGCUGCUGGGUAUACCAUGCUAUGAUAUCCUCCAUAUGUAUUACUACCAUGUGAUGCUCUUUCAUUGAUUAAUUUGUGGCUGUGCCAUAAAAUGAUACAUGCGGGGUCGAGCACGGAGUAUCCUGAGGCUUAUUGGAAGUACAGGCAAGGGCUGAUGAUGAUAAUUGAUUGAAGACCAC